This is a messenger RNA of Antechinus flavipes (yellow-footed antechinus), 2745 nucleotides long. RefSeq names its product transmembrane protein 183A (gene TMEM183A). Bases 93 to 1220 code for a protein of 375 amino acids. Gene Ontology annotation, cellular component: SCF ubiquitin ligase complex. The record is from RefSeq and is a predicted model, not a curated record. Gene Ontology annotation, molecular function: protein binding. The transcript has 8 exons. Gene Ontology annotation, biological process: regulation of protein stability. Lineage: Eukaryota; Metazoa; Chordata; Mammalia; Dasyuromorphia; Dasyuridae.
CUCGCGAGAACUGCGGGCCCUGGGUGUGGGAUGGACGCGGAGCCGGGAGGAACUGGUCCGCUGCUCCCCGGGCCUUCCUGCCGGCCCGAGACAUGGCCCGGGGCCCCGGCCCGCUAGGCCGCGGCUGUCCCCGCCCCGAGCCCGCCGCCAUGCCCAAGAGAGGGAAACGACUCAAGUUCCGGGCCCACGACGCCUGCUCCGGCCGAGUGACUGUGGCAGAUUAUGCCAACUCGGAUCCGGCAGUCGUGAAGUCUGGACGAGUCAAAAAAGCUGUUGCCAAUGCUGUUCAGCAGGAAGUGAAAUCUUUGUGUGGCUUGGAAGCCUCGCAGGUCCCCACAGAAGAAGUUUUCUCUGGGGCUGGGGAGCCCUGUGACAGCAGUGAUGAGAUGGAUGCCCAAGAGGAGAGCAUCCGUGAGCAGACUGUCUCCAGAAAAAAGAAAAGCAAGAGACACAAAGAAGACCCUGAGGGGGCUGUUGGAGAAGAGUAUCCCAUGGAUAUUUGGCUUUUGUUGGCCUCAUACAUUCGUCCUGAGGACAUAGUGAAAUUUUCCCUGAUUUGUAAGGACGCCUGGACCGUCACUUGCACUGCCGCCUUUUGGACCAGAUUGUAUCGAAGGCACUACACGCUGGACGCCUACCUGCCCCUCCGCCUGCGGCCGGAGUCUAUGGAGAAGCUGCGCUGUCUCCGGGCAUGUGUGAUCCGGUCUCUGUACCACAUGUAUGAGCCGUUUGCUGCUCGAAUCUCCAAGAAUCCGGCCAUUCCAGAGACCACUCCCAGCACUUUAAAGAAUUCCAAAUGUCUGCUUUUCUGGUACAGAAAGAUUGUUGGGAACAGACAAGAACCAAUGUGGGAAUUUAACUUCAAAUUCAAAAAACAGUCCCCCAGGUUAAAGAGUAAGUGUGUGGGAGGGUUACAGCCUCCUGUUCAAUAUGAAGAUGUUCACACCAACCCAGACCAGGACUGCUGCCUCCUACAAGUCACCACUCUCAAUUUCAUCUUUAUCCCCAUUGUCAUGGGCAUGAUUUUUACCUUGUUUACCAUCAAUGUGAGUACGGACAUGAGGCAUCAUCGGGUGAGGCUAGUGUUCCAGGAUACUCCUGUCCAGAAUGGUCGGAAACUACGCAGUGAACAGGGUGUACAAGUCAUUUUGGACCCCGUGCACAGUGUUCGUCUCUUUGACUGGUGGCAUCCUCAAUAUCCCUUUUCCUUGAGAGCUUAGUCACUGCCUCCUGUUUUUGGGGGCAGCCCUGAGCCAGUUGGAUAAUCCGUUAGUCAUCAGAAUACAACUAGGAAGGGGGCAGCUGGAUUGCCUUUCCUAUUAGUAACUCAGAUGCUGCUCAAUUUCUGGGGGCUCUCACAUGGGGCAACAGAAGAAUCAAGGGGGGAAACAAUGAUUUGUAAACCUAUUUUAAUGUAAAUUCUGCAUUUGAAAGGAGAAACUUGGCCCUGUUCUUUGCUUUAAAAAGCCCUUUUUGGUGCUAUUGAGUUUGGUGUCCUUUAUUUUAUUAACCCCAGUGAAAAUGGAUGAUCUUGAUUUGAGAGUUCAGCUUUUUUGAAUCCCCAAACUGGAAAGCUUCUGCAUUUCUUUGUGGAUUAGAGUCCCAUAUUGGCCCAUCUGCAUAUAAGUGAAUUUUCUUUUCUCCAGGAAAUAAAACAGGUAGUAGGGUUCUCAGAAAUCUAAUUAUAAUGAUUUUUUUGGUGUGUUUUUUAAAUGGAGAUAUUUGUUGUUUUAAAUCUCCUUUGGCCAUUAAAAAAUCUCAGAUGCUUCUGUUUAUAAAGCUGGAACCUGAGAUUUCCCUAGGAUAUAUUAAAAGAUAGCAAGUCAUGUAUAUAGAUAAAAAGUAAGCACCUGAAAUGUCUUCUGUUAGAUUGUAAUGAAAUUUAAAAAUGAAAAAUAGAAAAGUUAAUACAGGGAAGACACUGUUAUUCUUCUAGAAAUAAGUAGGUAUUUUAUAUCAUUAAAAAAAUAAAAUUGAUUCAUUAUUUCUUUGUAAAAUUGGCUUCCUGGGCUAAGUAGGAGGUCCUGAUCCACCUUACCUUUCUUUACCUUUCACUCAGCUGCUUUUGAUGCCUGUCUGAGUGCCUCCUGAAGCCUAAUCUACUGCAGCUAUGCCGAUAUGUUUAUUCCCUGUAGUAGACAGGGGUGGAGUAUUUCUAUAGCUGGUGAUCUGAGAAAAGAGAACAACUUUUAUGUAAAGCUACCUUGCUGGUUUUUAAUGAUCUUAUGAUCUUGAGAUCUCCACAGUAGUGGUGGUGGUGAUUGGUUAGACAACCGGAUCCCACCUGGAACCCUGCAAAAAGUGGAACCUGCUGUGGGGGUCACCCUGUGUACCAGGUAGCUGAUAACAUAGGUCAACCUACAAAAUGAGUAUUUGCUUCACUCCUUUUUCUAUUGCAUUAGUUCUGCAAAAUCUGAGAAAUUCAUGCCUGAUGAUGCAACUUUGUCUGUUAAGAAGCCUGUUUGGCCUCAUUCUAUACCUUGUGUGUAUUGAGUUAACAAUAACCUGCCCUAGUUAUAAACUCUUCUCUCUCCCUUUUUUAUUUUUGAGAGGCAGUUGACUUGCCUAGAGUCACACAGUUUGGAAGUGCUAAGUGUCUGAGUCUGUUUUGAACUCUUGAGUCCAGGACCAGGCUCUAUCCACUGUGCCAUCUAGCUGCCCCCCUUCCCUCCUCCCCCCCCCCCUUUUUUUUUUAAAACACUGGAAAGUACCAGAAAUAGGAUGACUGAAAGAAGAUUGAAAUUA